Molecule: messenger RNA, 1437 nt
Organism: Penicillium soppii
Lineage: Eukaryota; Fungi; Ascomycota; Eurotiomycetes; Eurotiales; Aspergillaceae
Product: vitamin H transporter
Exons: 5
Coding region: 1-1437 (478 amino acids)
Biological process (GO): transmembrane transport
Cellular component (GO): membrane
Molecular function (GO): transmembrane transporter activity
Source: RefSeq, a predicted model, not a curated record
AUGGCUUCUUUGGGCAAAAAUGAUCAAACCAAAGAUGGGAUAUCUUCCAAGCAGAUCGAACAUGCUGACUUGCAAGAAACUGUUCCCUUUUCUCAUCAGGAGGAGAAAGCGCUAGUGAGAAAGAUCGAUCUCGCUUUACUCCCAGUAAUAUGGUUUAUGUACCUUCUCUCUUAUAUGGACCGCACGAAUAUCGGAAAUGCGAAGAUUUCGGGAAUGGAGACCGAUUUGAACCUCACCUCCAACCAAUACUCCACUGCUCUGGUGGUCUUUUUUGUGGGAUACGUUGUAUUUGAAGUUCCCAGCAAUCUUAUUUUGAGUCGUUCUCGUCCAUCCAUCUUUCUCCCGACGAUUAUGAUCAUCUGGGGUGCGUUGACCUGUAUUAUGGGUGCUAUCCAAGAUUUCAAGCAUCUGGUAGUUUUAAGAGUGAUAAUCGGAUGUGUUGAAGCAGGGUUUGCACCGGGCGUGCUUCUUGUUCUUUCAUCGUGGUACAAACAAACCGAGCAAUCCAGACGAUUUGGAGUUUACAUCUCUGCAGCGAUUUUGUCUGGUGCAUUCGGAGGAUUACUAGCCGCUGUGAUUGUUAAGAGUCUCGAGGGGGUGCAUGGGAUUCGUGGAUGGCGAUGGCUUUUCAUUGUCGAAGGCGCCGCAACUAUUGGAAUUGCGUUGAUCGCUUUGUUCAUUCUCCCUGACUUUCCUGCAAAUUCAAGACGUCUCUCAGAGCGUGAAAAAGAAGUUGCGGUGGCACGAUUAGCAACCGAGAAUGUCACGGCUCUCACGGAAGAUAGUGAACAAAUGACCCAUUGGCAAGCUGUUGUCGUGUCACUCCAAGACUGGCGUACAUGGAUGUUUAUUGUGGGAUAUAUGGUCAUUGUUGGCUCUGGCACUCUGUCCUACUUUUAUCCAACUUUGGUCAAGGGACUUUUCGGGAACGCAUCGACAGAGAGAAUCAAUUUCCUCACAAUUCCCAUAUAUGCUGUGGCAUUUGUCUGCACUGGAAUCACUGCAUAUUUCAGUGACAAAAUCCCUGACUGGCGAGGGUUGGUAAUUGCGGCCUGGCUGAGCUUUUCGCUAGCGUGUUCCAUUGCGGUUUGUGUUGUCUAUGACUACACGGCUCGUUACGUGCUUCUUGUACUUAUGGCCGCAGGCUUGUGGGCUAGUAAUGGAGGUACAUUAGCAUAUGCUUCGUCGGCCUUUGCUGGAAUGAAUCCAGAGGCUCGAGGUGUGAGUUUGGCAUUGGUCAACGCGCUGGGAAACCUGGCCCAAAUUUAUGGAUCAUAUCUAUUUCCCGAGGAUGAUAGCCCCAAAUACAUCAUGGGCUUUGGUGUGAUAUCCGCAAUGUUAGCGUUGGGAGUGGUUGUUUUUAUCUUUUUGCAUGUCUGGUUUCGUCGAGCCUCAAUGGCAGAUGAAGCAUUUGAGAGAGGAGAAAGGGAUCAAUGA